CGAGCUGGACCGCUACAUCGUCGGCCAGCGCGAGGCCAAGCGCGCGGUCGGCUACGUCGGCCGCGACGUGGAGUCGAUCGUGCGCGAUCUGGUCGAGAUCGCCAUCCACAUGACCCGCGCGCGGCUGCGCCGCGAGGUCACCGCCAAAGCCGAGCUGAACGCCGAGAACCGCAUCAUCGACUCCCUGGCCGGGCCCAACGCGCGGCCCGAGACCCGCGAGUCCUUCCGCCGCCGGCUGCGCGACGGCGAGCUGGGCGACGCCGAGGUGGAGCUGCAGCUUCAGGACACCGGCGGCAUGCAGCUCCCGACCAUGGACAUCCCCGGCAUGCCCGGCGCCCAGAUGGGCAUGAUCAACCUGGGCGACAUCUUCGGGAAGGCCUUCGGCGGGCGCACCCAGACCAAGCGCCUGAAGGUCUCCGAGGCCUACGAGCCGUUGAUGGCCGAGGAGUCCGACAAGCUGAUCGACCAGGAGCGGGUGACCGAGGAGGCGAUCCGCGCCGUCGAGAACAACGGCAUCGUCUUCCUCGACGAGAUCGACAAGAUCACCGCGCGCAGCGACAGCCGCGGUGGCGCCGACGUCAGCCGCGAGGGCGUGCAGCGCGACCUGCUGCCGCUGAUCGAGGGGACCACCGUGGCGACCAAGCACGGCCAGGUGCAGACCGACCACAUCCUCUUCGUCGCCUCCGGCGCCUUCCACAUCGCCAAGCCCAGCGACAUGCUGCCCGAGCUGCAGGGCCGCCUGCCGAUCCGGCGCAUCCUGACCGAGCCGGAGAACUCGCUGAUCCGCCAGUACGAGGCGCUGAUGGCCACCGAGGGGGUCACCCUGGCCUUCGAGGAGGCGGCGAUCGACGCCCUGGCCGACCUGGCCGCCGAGAUCAACGCCUCGGUCGAGAAUAUCGGCGCGCGCCGGCUGCAGACCGUGAUGGAAAAGCUACUCGAGGAGCUCUCCUUCACCGCCACCGACCGCACUGGCGAGACCGUGACCGUGACCGCCGAACAGGUGCGCGAGCGCGUCGGCGUGCUGGCCCAGAACGCCGACCUCAGCAAGUUCAUCCUGUAG
Symbiodinium necroappetens is the source of this 1060-nucleotide messenger RNA. The record is from the annotation of a GenBank genome assembly. NCBI's taxonomy places the organism in Eukaryota, Dinophyceae, Suessiales, Symbiodiniaceae.